This is a messenger RNA of Octodon degus (degu), 1522 nucleotides long. RefSeq names its product Wnt family member 10B (gene Wnt10b). The transcript has 5 exons. The record is from RefSeq and is a predicted model, not a curated record. Gene Ontology annotation, cellular component: extracellular region. Gene Ontology annotation, molecular function: frizzled binding; cytokine activity. Lineage: Eukaryota; Metazoa; Chordata; Mammalia; Rodentia; Octodontidae. The coding region runs from base 268 to 1437 and encodes 389 amino acids. Gene Ontology annotation, biological process: multicellular organism development; neuron differentiation; canonical Wnt signaling pathway.
GCGACCCAGCCUUGCGGGGUGCGGACCCUGCGUUCGAACCGCUGGAGGUAAUCUGACCCCGGAAGCAGGGAAGGCAGGGGCCCGCGCCCCGGGGACAGACAGACAGUCAGGCAUCCACCCGCUAGAGUCAAGAUAGAGAAUAAAAUCGUGCCUCAAGAUUUAGGGGACACUUCGGUGGGAACAAGUGGCUCAGCGGCACUAGCGCGAGAUCCUGAGUUCGAUUCCGGGCGCUGAUCCGCCCAUCCAGCGGAGCCUCCGGGCUUCGACAUGCUGGAGGAGCCCCGGAGACGGGCUCCACCCUGGGGCCUCGCAGCCCUGCUGCUCCUGGCUGCGUGCAGUCGGGUUCUCAGCAAUGACAUUCUGGGCCUGAAGCUGCUGGCCGAGCCACCACUGACGGUCAACACCGUGUGCUUGACGCUGUCUGGUUUGAGCAAGCGACAGCUGGGCCUGUGCCUGCGCAGCCCAGACGUGACGGCGUCGGCACUUCAGGGUCUGCACAUCGCAGUGCACGAGUGCCAGCACCAGCUGCGCGACCAGCGCUGGAACUGCUCGGCACUCGAGGGCGGCGGCCGGCUGCCGCACCACAGUGCCAUCCUCAAGCGUGGUUUCCGGGAGAGUGCUUUCUCCUACUCCAUGCUGGCUGCUGGGGUCAUGCAUGCGGUUGCCACAGCCUGCAGCCUGGGCAAGCUGGUGAGCUGUGGCUGCGGCUGGAAGGGCGGUGCUGAGCAGGAUCGGCUGCGGGCCAAACUCCUGCAACUCCAGGCACUGUCCCGGGGCAAGAGCUUUCCUCACUCCCUGCCCAGCCCUGUCCCUGGCCUGAGUCCUGGCCCUGGUCCCCAGGACACAUGGGAAUGGGGUGGCUGUAAUCAUGACAUGGACUUUGGAGAGAAGUUCUCUAGGGAUUUCUUGGAUUCCAGGGAAGCUCCCCGGGACAUCCAGGCACGAAUGCGAAUCCACAACAACAGGGUGGGGCGCCAGGUGGUAACUGAAAACUUGAAGCGGAAAUGCAAGUGCCACGGCACAUCGGGGAGCUGCCAGUUCAAGACCUGCUGGAGGGCGGCCCCCGAGUUCCGGGUGGUGGGGUCAGCGCUGAAGGAGCGGCUGGGCCGAGCUGUCUUCAUUGAUACCCACAACCGCAAUUCUGGAGCCUUCCAACCCCGCCUGCGGCCUCGUCGCCUGUCAGGAGAGCUAGUCUACUUUGAAAAGUCUCCUGACUUCUGUGAGCGAAACCCGGCUGUGGGCUCUCCUGGGACAAGGGGCCGGGCCUGCAACAAGACCAGCCACCUGCUGGAUGGCUGUGGCAGCCUGUGCUGCGGCCGUGGGCACAACGUGCUCCAGAAGACACAAGUGGGGCGCUGCCACUGCCGCUUCCACUGGUGCUGCUACGUGCUGUGUGAUGAGUGCAGCGUCACAGAAUGGGUCAAUGUGUGCAAGUGAGAAUCAGCCUCACCCUGGGGCUGUGGCAGGGGGCUGUGUGCAAGGGACACUUUUUCAGCCCUGUGCUCAGAAUUGUGUUCAGGGU